Molecule: messenger RNA, 2400 nt
Organism: Drosophila mauritiana
Lineage: Eukaryota; Metazoa; Arthropoda; Insecta; Diptera; Drosophilidae
Product: cleft lip and palate transmembrane protein 1-like protein
Exons: 2
Coding region: 142-1830 (562 amino acids)
Cellular component (GO): membrane; endomembrane system
Source: RefSeq, a predicted model, not a curated record
UUGCCGGCUCUAGUGCAGAAAAUCGGAAAAUCUCUAUUUUGUUUCCACAACUUUGGCUUGUAACCACCGGCCACCGCCCUCCAUUAAUACACCAAUACAACGCCGACCAACGCACCAACGAGAAAACCGUGAGAGGAGGACAUGGCACUGCCCCCGAUCUCCACGUUGCUAGGUGUGGCAUUUCUGGCGUACAUCGGCCACUCCAUCUACCAGAUGUCGCAGCUCUUCACUACUCUGCAAUGCAGCGGUGUGCCGUGCUACACAUCAUUCCUGGCGGACCGGCCACGCCUCCAACUGGCAUUGUUUUCCUCCCUCAGCAGGAGUCCCAUUGCCACCGAGGUGCGGGAUCUGUACAAGGCCAAGCGGUUCGACUAUGAUCAGAACUUCGAGCAUGACUUCGAAGUGGAUGUGCCGCUGAGGACGCGCCGGAAUGGCUCCCUGCAUCUUCAUGUGGUCUUGGCCUUGGAGGGUGAGCCACUGGAAUGGCGCAGCCUGCGCAGAGAUGGACCCACCGUUGUCCAUACGAUGAGUCUCACGGAUUACUUGGUGCCGCGGGCGGAGGCCUUCAAACUGCUUGGAGAUUCCGAGAAAGGUGCAGAAGGCGAUGCCCAGGAGAAAGAAAAGAAGAAAGCCUCCACCACUGGACGUCCCAGCACCCACAUCCGAUCGAAUAUUUACGUCACCCUGCUCACUGAUCUCUUUUCCGUUUCGCAAGCGGAUGUCCCACCUGAAAUGGCCCCGUUGAUACGUGUCAAUCGCAAUCAACAAAUCUUGCCCAUCCUGCAGACUGAUACAUUUAAUACGCGGCUAAAGGAUCUAGUGCCCGUCACCCGCAAUACCACCGAAUUCACAUUCAGCUUCCACUACAAGCCCGUGGGCGUGGGCAAGCUCCGGCUAAUGCUGCUCAUGGAACACGCCACCCAGGCGCUACUCACCAUUGGAUUUGCGACCAAGGACAUUGACGAGGUGAAGGGCAUCUUCUCGGACACCAAUGUGUACCUUCUGUGUGGCACCAUCUUUGUGUCCAGUAUCCAUAUGCUCUUCGACUUUUUAUGCUUUAAGAACGAGGUGACUUUUUGGCGCAAAAAGCAAUCGUACGAGGGGCUAUCAAGCCGCACCACAAUGUGGCGAGCGUUUUCGCAGAUCGUAAUCUUUUUUUAUUUGCUAGAUGAGAAUACCUCGUAUCUGGUUCUUGUGUCAGUAGGCCUGGGCACGCUCAUUGAGCUGUGGAAGUGCAAGAAAAUCCUGCGUCUGGAGCUUAGCUUCAGUGGCCUGGUUCGUCGCAAGCUGGAGCAAGUUGACCUGCGGAAUGGUAACCAAGCUGGCGUGCAGUCAGGUCAGCUGGCGGAGGAGCAGAAGACUGAUCAGUUCGACAGACAGGGCAUGCGAUAUCUGAGCUAUCUGCUGUAUCCGCUUUGCAUAUGCGGAGCGGUCUAUUCGCUCCUCUACCAGCCACAUCGCUCCUGGUACUCUUGGACACUAAACUCGUUGGUGAACGGAGUUUACGCCUUCGGUUUCCUGUUCAUGUUGCCGCAACUGUUUGUAAACUAUAAGCUGAAGUCUGUGGCCGCAUUGCCGUGGCGCGCAUUUAUGUAUAAAGCAUUUAAUACCUUCAUCGACGACUUUUUCGCCUUUAUCAUCACCAUGCCCACGGCCCAUCGGGUGGCCUGUCUGCGCGAUGAUAUUGUGUUUAUUAUCUACCUGUAUCAGCGCUGGCUAUAUCCGGUUGACAAAAGUCGGCUGGACACGGGUCUGUCCAUCAGCGAGACCCCGGAUACGACCAACAGCUCAUCCGCUUCCAUUGCUGUCAAUCGCAAAAAGCGAAAUUGAUCCUAUAUCAGCAAAAGGAGUAAAGGCUGCACAUUCCGCCUAUAGCUUGAGGUCUAGCCCGAGUCGUAGUAAUCCGAGUCCGUCUUUAGUUUAGUAGUGAUAUUAAUCCUGUGUUGUAGUCUAAACUGUUUUAAGCUUGUGCGUUAAUCGUUAAGUUAAAAGGCAGAAGCAUCAACUGCGUAUAAUACAAUUUUAAAUCAACAGCACCAUAAGAUUGCAGAACUAUGGAAUUUACUAUAACACAUAAUUUUAAAGUAUAAAUUAUGAAAUAUUGUGAAAUGACUCAAACGUUGGCCUUUCACAUUGUUAGAUUGGUCAGCUAAAAGGCCAAGUGGUACACUUUACAAUAAUAUAUCCAAAUAUAGAUCAAAACGUAUUUUAGAAACAAUCAGUUAACAUGAAAUCGUAAAGGAUCGUAAAGCUACAAGUGAUUCUAAAAUCUCAAUUAACCAACACAAAAUGCAUUUUCUAAAAUUUAAAGGGAACCCAAAAGCAUCAGAAGGCUGCCAAAUAUAUAUAAAGUCAACUGAAAUCACUCGUAAUAAAAAUAAAACUUUAGUGUUUCUAAAA